GUCAUUUUUGAACAUUUUCCCCUAAAAAAACCAGUUGAAUCCCAAAUUGAACUUGAAAGUGGCAGGAAACCCAAAAGGAGCAAAGCCCAGACCUCCGUCCCUUCUUCAGAUCUCUUAACAGCCGGGUAAUCACGAGGCUUCACAGGCCUAGGGUGAAAAGCAUGGCGUUGCGGCAGUUGUGUGGAUUUUCUGAUGGGGAGGUCAUGAGAUCAGAUUGUAAGCCAUGUUCCCGACUGAUGCGACAUACGGCUGGGAUAUUCUCAUUUGGAGGAGCUUUAGGCUUUUGGGUUCUGUGUCGUUUGCACUACGGCCCGAGGAUUAACGUUCCUCGAAGUCUUAGAUGGGCAGCUUGUGGGGCGGUCUCUAUGAGUUCUACAACCGCAUUUCUGGUUCGCCUCUUUAGCCCGGAAUGUGAACCCCAAAACAUAUCUGCCUAUGACAAAAAAGGAUAGUGUUGUUGUCUACUGUGGGUAUGUUUGCUGUUAACUAUCACUGCCUUGUUUGUUUCAGGAGCUUAAUUUUUAUUUUUUUUUGCUUCAUUUCGAAUGAUUUGAGUUCAUAGACAGUUUUAAUAAUGUCAUCUUAUAAAGAUAUCAUCAUUUCCAUCCUACCACAUCAGAUCCAAUUUUCAACUCACAAGUUUGAAUGUUUCAUUGAUAAGAAUCAUUUUUAACCUGCAUUUUCUACCACUUUUCUUUCUUGAAUCCCGCGUAAGGUCCACGGA
Molecule: messenger RNA, 724 nt
Organism: Cuscuta campestris
Lineage: Eukaryota; Viridiplantae; Streptophyta; Magnoliopsida; Solanales; Convolvulaceae
Source: the annotation of a GenBank genome assembly